Molecule: messenger RNA, 2942 nt
Organism: Mytilus californianus (California mussel)
Lineage: Eukaryota; Metazoa; Mollusca; Bivalvia; Mytilida; Mytilidae
Product: E3 ubiquitin-protein ligase TRAF7-like
Exons: 21
Coding region: 60-2033 (657 amino acids)
Biological process (GO): ribosomal large subunit assembly; protein ubiquitination; Notch signaling pathway
Cellular component (GO): nucleolus
Molecular function (GO): ubiquitin-protein transferase activity; zinc ion binding; protein binding
Source: RefSeq, a predicted model, not a curated record
UUCAAAACUUCCGGUUAUUCAUACGGGAUUCCCCAAAAAAUGCGUUUUUCCUACUUAUUAUGGACCAUGUUGAUUUCCAUGCGGUUCCUGAAGUUAAAGAUAAUGUUUUUGUAGAGACAACAUUUGGUGCUAAUAAACCUGUAACAACAGUUAAAGUUGUAGAGCCAGGAUCCAGAGAAGUACAGAUACCAUCCCAAGUAAACAGUUUAACUAUUUCAUCAUUCAAUUCAUUAGAAUUAAAGGCACCAAGUACAUCUACUACUAGUUCCUUAUCAGUACCAACUAACAGUGUAUCUCACACAUCACAUACAAGGUCCUUAUCAAAUGAUUCCGGUGAAUUUACAGCUUGGAAAUUCAUGUCUGCCGAGGAUAAAGAGGAUAUCUGUGUUUUUGUUGAUGAACCUAACAAGAAGUUAUUUUGUAAACUAUGUAAUCAAGUAUUCAGAGAUCCAGUGAUAGUAUCAUGUGGGCAUACUUACUGCAGGCAGUGUGUGGCAUCACAUGAGGAUGGUGUUUGUCCUGUGGACAACUCUAAUAUGCAGGUAGUUGUGGCCAACAUAGCAGUAUCAGAACAGAUUGGUGAGAUGUUUAUUCACUGUAAAUAUGGCUGCCAACUAGCAGACGACGGACAAUCUUAUGUUGUUGAUUCGGCUACCUGUCCUGUUACGCUCAAAAUUAGCCAUAGAAAAGAACAUGAAGACAUGUGUGAUUUCAUGAAAGUAAAAUGUCCUAAUGGUGCUGGUUGUGCCCCUGUUUUAAGGAAGGAUAUAGAAGAUCAUCUAAGAAGUUGUAACAAUGUUAGAUGUCCUCAUCAUAAACACAGUUGUGAAUUUGUUGGUACAUCAGAUGAGUUAGAAGACCAUCUCAGAUCAUGUAAAUUUGAAGGAAUGAAAGAAUUUCUUGUCAGAAUGGAUGAGAAAAUGACAGACAUGCAGUUUUCUCUCAACCAGAAAGAUCAGGAAAUACAGUUCUUACGAUCAAUGUUAGGCAAAUUAGCUGAAAGGUUGGAGGCAUUAGAAAAAUCUUCUGAUAUGAAAAUCGAUUUACUGGAACAUAAUCAAAAUAAAAUAAUGACAACUAUCAUGGAUUGUCAGAGAGAUUACGCUGUUAUACAUGAUGAUUUAGCACAUCUCAAUAGUAUUGUAAAUGGCCGUAACGUUACCAUUGGAACUUAUGACCCACAACAGGUGAUCAGAUGUAGAGGUACCUUUGUAGGACAUCAGGGUCCAGUAUGGUGUCUUUGUAUGUCUGGUGAUUUGUUGUUUAGUGGGUCUUCAGACAAAACUGUCAAGGUUUGGGAUACUGGCAAUAAUUACAAAUGUUUGAAGACUCUAGAAGCUCACACAGGAAUUGUCCUGGCAUUAUGUACAUAUGGCAACAAAUUAUUCAGUGGCUCACAGGAUUGUAAAAUUAUAAUUUGGAAUAUUGAUACACUGGAAAAGGUUUCUGAAAUUGAGGCUCAUGAAAAUCCUGUUUGUACUCUAACUGCUGCCAAAAAUAUGAUCUUCAGUGGAUCACUAAAAGUUAUAAAGAUAUGGGAUGUACAUGCAUUAAAGUUAAAGUGUGAACUGACCGGUUUGAACCAUUGGGUACGAGCACUUGUAGCUACACAGAACCACUUAUACAGUGGAUCAUACCAGACAGUCAAGAUAUGGGAUUUGGAGAAAUUAGAGUGUGUUGAUAUCCUAGAGACUUCUGGUGGAAGUGUGUAUAGUAUAGCAAUUACUCCUCAUCACAUACUGUGUGGAACAUAUGAAAAUGUCAUACAUGUGUGGGAAAUAGAUAGCAAAGAAAAUGCAAAGACAUUGAAAGGCCACAGUGGCACAGUGUAUGCCUUAGCCACAUUACAAUCUCCUACGGGUAUUAAAGUCUUCAGUGCAUCAUAUGACAGAUCUUUAAGGGUAUGGAGUAUGGAUAAUAUGAUUUGUACACAGACACUAAUCAGACAUCAAGGAAGUGUGGCAUGCCUAGCCACAUCCAGGGGCAGGGUAUUCUCAGGAGCUGUAGACAAUACUGUCAAGGUCUGGCAGUAAAUAAAGGAAGGAGACAAUUUCGAACAAAAAAUAAUGACAUCCUACCGGAAAAUGAUAAUCUAAUCAAAACAUCAUUAGCCAUCAUAUACAACAUUGUUAUUUUGACAUUAUUGACUGAUUUCUCGUAGAAUCAGGAUUUCAAAUAUAUUUUUUUUUUGUAAAUUUACAAAGAUUGUAAUUACUGUUUUGUAAAAUGUUAAAGUUUUGAAAUAUAUAUUUGAUAUUAUGUUGAUAAAAAAAAUAUAAAUUGGGAUUAAAGUAACAAGUUUUGUUAAAUUGAGAACUUACUACUUGCUGCUGCAAAGUACAUAUUAUAGAAACUGAAAGAGAAACUGAAAUGGAGAAUAUUUCCUAAGGCUUGAUAGAUAUGAAUGACUUCUAUAGGCAGUUGUAUAGUUAUAGAUGACUUUAGAAACUGAUAUGUUUUUUGAAACCCUUCAAUAACCCUGAAUCUGCCACUGUUAAGUAUUAUGAAAUUAAAUAAAAAAUUGCAAUUUACAAGUGAACCUAAUUUUAUAGUGUUUAUUCUUACAUUUAUAUUAAUUUUCUUCAAUUUUUUAUACCCAUCAAAAGAAUUUUUAAGACAAGGCAUAGCAACCUUGUUUUUCAUUGUUGGCAUGGGGGGAAAAAAGCAGUAAAAGGUUCAGCUCAUUGUUAAAAGUUUUUUGAUCUCAUUCAAGAUCUUAAAAUCUGUAUAGCAAGUCAUAUAAAUUGGAUUAAAUUUUCAGUUUUAAAGAUUUACUAAUUAUCGUUAUUCAAAUCUCAAUUGAAUAGAAUAUACUGUUAAUUGUAAUACUCAUUAUUAUAUUAUUUAUAACGCCAGAACUUAAUUCUUUAUUAUUAAUGAAAAUCUGAAGAUAACAUAAGUGAUCACUAAAAUUAGUCACCUAAGAUUCACUGUUAGGCUUC